Molecule: messenger RNA, 836 nt
Organism: Stomoxys calcitrans (stable fly)
Lineage: Eukaryota; Metazoa; Arthropoda; Insecta; Diptera; Muscidae
Product: keratin, type I cytoskeletal 9
Exons: 2
Coding region: 1-762 (253 amino acids)
Source: RefSeq, a predicted model, not a curated record
AUGAAGGUUUUCAUUUGCGUCUUGGCAAUGGUGUCUGCAGCCAAAGCUGGAAUCUUGGGCAUCGCUGCUGGAUCCGGUGGCUACGGUGGUGGUCAUAGUAGUGGAGGAGGCGGCUAUAUUUAUAACAAUGGGGGCUACAGUUCCGGUGGCAGUGGCUAUUCUUCCGGUAGCAGUGCCGCUAGUGUUGUAAAAGUGAUCCAUGAAGGUGGCGGUGAUCAUGGUGGAUUCUCCUCUGGCAGUCUGAGUGGUGGCUAUGGAAGCAGCCAUGGUGCCAGUUUCCACGAUAGUGGUUUUAGUGGUGGUUUUGAUGCUGGACACACUGGAGCCUUUGGUGGAAGUGGUGGCCAUGCCAUCUCUGGUGAUGUGAAAAUCAUAAAAGUGAUAUCCCAUGCAUCAGGUUCGGGCUCGGGAUACGGAGGCGGCAGUUAUGGCGGAAUUUCUGGUGGUCAUGGCGGUUUCUCCGGCGGCCAUGGAGGCAUUGUGAAAAUCCUAAAAGUUAUCCACGAAGAUGGUGGUUUCUCCGGCGGCCAUUCAGGAGGAUUUUCCGAUUAUCAUUCCGGCGGUUUCUCAUCUGGUGGUCAUUUGGAUAGCUACUCCUCUGGCCAUGCCGGUGGUUAUUCAGGAGGCCAUUCUGGUGGCGAUGUAAAGAUUUUAAAGAUUAUAAGCCAAGGUGGAAGUGGAGGUACUAGUCAUGGUGUUGUGUCAGCUGGUUAUGGAGGUGGUGCAAGCGGUUGGUCCUCUGUAGGCAGUGGUGGUUGGUAAAUGUUGUACUUGCAAGUAGAUAUUUUUUAGUAUUACUUCUCUCAUCUCAGCUAUUUAUCUUCAUUCUUUUGUAA